UUGAAACACGCUUUUCUGCAAGAGAGCAAAACCCUAAUCCCUUGAGCUUCAACGCCUCCUGCCUCCCGGUGCUGAUGAUAUCUUCUAGAUGACUUCGGCCUUGAAACAUCCCGGGGGGAGAGGGACUGUGUUGCUGCUGCUGCUGCUGCUGCUUUCGACAGGUCGCAAGAUGGCAUUCUCUCCUAGCAAGAGCGAGCCUCAGAUUGAUGCACUUUGGUCCUUGUCAGGACCGGGUAGCGUUCGUUCAGGGCUCGCGCAAAUCCUGAGAUCCCUGCCGUCGCUGGCACCCUGGUCAUGGUUGUUGUCUGUCCUGAUCACUCUAAUCCAGGGGGUGUCCGGCAGUUGAGCUUUCUGCGACGAUCCAGUCCAGGCUGGACUUGCUAGGUAUCGCAACAUUCGCCAGGUU
Microdochium trichocladiopsis is the source of this 406-nucleotide messenger RNA. RefSeq lists its product as uncharacterized. The record is from RefSeq and is a predicted model, not a curated record. The coding region runs from base 89 to 346 and encodes 85 amino acids. The transcript has a single exon. Lineage: Eukaryota; Fungi; Ascomycota; Sordariomycetes; Xylariales; Microdochiaceae.